Molecule: messenger RNA, 1064 nt
Organism: Mytilinidion resinicola
Lineage: Eukaryota; Fungi; Ascomycota; Dothideomycetes; Mytilinidiales; Mytilinidiaceae
Exons: 3
Coding region: 18-806 (262 amino acids)
Source: RefSeq, a predicted model, not a curated record
CCCAUCCCACCACGCCAAUGUUCGACCUUCCCCAGGCCAAGCGCGUCCGUCGCGAUGAGCUCUACUCGCCUGCUACCUCUCCGCGCUCCUCUCCCGAUCCCGCCUUGACCGAGCUCCUGCGCAGUCAUGCCCAAGACAUUUCCUUCACGACCGUCCAGAUAGCGAGCAAACCGGAAGCAGCUCUGGACCGCCAAAAUGCAGCUGACGAAGAAGACGAGGAAGAGGAACUCGAAUUCCGCCUCUUCGCGCCCACCGCACCCCAUGAGUCCACAGAUGCGCCAACGCAACGGAUCAGGAUAGAUUCUCCAGACCGAACCGGAAAAGAGGGGUUCGUCAUCCCCGAAAGGCCGCCAGAGUAUUACUUCGUAGCCGAAGCGGACGAGGCACGGCGAGCGCAACUGAAUGCGACGGCGAUUAGCGGAGAAGAAGUGCUGGAGCGGGCGAAAACAAAGUGGCCUGGGUGCGAGAUGCCGUGGCGCGUUACGGAGAUAUCUUUGAAGGGGAUGGCAAAGGAUCUAGUCGCUGGGCAUAUGGAUGUUGUAGUUGGGCUUGAGGGGCAGAGGCAGAAGAGGCCGGGAAAGAAGGCGAGGAUUAAGACGAGGGGGAAGGCGAAGGAGGAGCGAUUGAAGAGAGAAACGGCUGAGAAACUUGCAAAGGAUAAGGAGAUGGCGGAAAAAGAGAAGAAGGCAAGGAGGAAUAGGCAGAAGCAGCUCAAGAAGAGGGCCAAGAAUAGGGCCAAGAAGGCGGGAGAUGGAGAUGCGGCUGGUAUCGUGGAUGAGGGAGUGGAUUCUGGAGAAGAGUCAUGAAGGGCUUUGCAAUUGCAUUAAUGUAGCAAGAUCACGCAUUCAUCCCGUUCAAUCCAUGACUGGAUUAAGGAUGGUAAGAAACUUUCAUUGCUGCAGCUUGCCAGAUCUACAGUGUAAGGACAAAACAACGAGCCACAGGUCCGAUCUGCAUACACCGCUCUGAGACUGAGGUGGUCCGGUACGUUUUCCGGUCUGUCAAAACGCUAGAUUUGUGAUCUCUUUUCCACUACCAUGGGUUCUUCAAAGCACUUCAACCCG